AAUGUUCAGCAACAGAAACUCUUCCUGAUGACACUCUCUAUUUCCUUUACUCCCUUAUCCUGGCACAGGUCUAUGCAAAAUGCAAGUGGGCGUCGGAUUUACUUUUUCGGAAUUCCCCACUGUUCUAUAUCGGUAUAUCCGAAUGCGGUAGAUAGUAGCUUCCUGUGCUGAUACUGUGCGAAAUAAAAUCCCGUCUGAACCGUCCGAGGGACAGUCGCUUUCGGCACCGCGCUCUGGCAGCAAUGAUCGUGUUCCUACUGCUUGGGGCCUUGUGCGUCGCUGCAGAUGGUAGUCAGUACCGGUUCGACUACAGCUACCACGAAAUAGCGGAGGGAUGGUUCAAAGUCCACAAGAUACCUGCCUCAUGGGACGAGGCCAGGGUACGCUGUGAUUUAGAAGGAGCUGUUCUCGCUUCACCGAUAAACGUGAAUGUGACAUCAGCACUGACGGAGCUCAUGAAGCAGGCAGGCCCGGACCUGGAGUGCGGCGUGUUCACUGGCACCAACGCUCGGUUCUCGAAGGGCGACUACUACUCUAUAGAAGGAGUGCCAUUGUUGAGAAUGCCAGUGGAGUGGGUGCCGUCGGAGCCCGACAACUACAACAACGAGGAGGAGUGUAUAGUGAUGGUCGGUAACGGUUCCAUCGCCGACGCCAACUGCUCGAUGGUCAUGCCCUACGUCUGCUACAAGAAAGCGGGCAAAAUUGUUCCCGUCAACGAAUGCGGCACGUCAGAUAACGGAUAUAAAUUGUUCCCGAAGACUGGCAACUGCUACAAGUUCCACACCCAAGCCCGAAACUGGUCGAGAGCCUUCGAGGCGUGCUCCGCCGAAGGUGGAUACCUGGCCAUCCCCAACGACAGGGUCGAGGCCAUGCACCUGAGGGACUUAUUCAGAGACAACCUCAACCGGGCCGCUAUCACCACCAAAUUCAAAAACGUCAUGUUCCUGGGAUUCCUGGACAUAAAUAGAGACGGAGUUUGGACGACCGUUCACGGAUCACGGUUAGAGGACAACUAUGCUGGUUGGAAGCAGAACCAGCCGGACGGGCGAAAGGACGGCCAGGUCUGCGGCGCCAUGUUCCAGGAUGGAGAACUGGACGACUUCUGGUGCAGAGACCUUGCGCCGUUUGCGUGCGAGAAGACCGUAGACAGCUUGAUAUAGUUG
This is a messenger RNA of Aricia agestis (brown argus), 1163 nucleotides long. RefSeq names its product C-type mannose receptor 2-like. The record is from RefSeq and is a predicted model, not a curated record. Bases 243 to 1160 code for a protein of 305 amino acids. The transcript is spliced from 6 exons. NCBI's taxonomy places the organism in Eukaryota, Metazoa, Arthropoda, Insecta, Lepidoptera, Lycaenidae.